Molecule: messenger RNA, 1124 nt
Organism: Rhopilema esculentum
Lineage: Eukaryota; Metazoa; Cnidaria; Scyphozoa; Rhizostomeae; Rhizostomatidae
Source: RefSeq, a predicted model, not a curated record
GUUGCAGAUAAAUAUUAUCAUUUUUUCAGCAUCGAGUAAGUGCACUGGUGAGGUGAGGCUCAAAAUUCUACUACAUCGAAAGAAAGUCAAGAAUUAAAUUUCAAAGAUGCAAAGUUUGAUUUUCUUUUGUCUUGCUGUCCAACUUUGCCAUGUCUCGGCUCUCGGCAUUGGCAGAAACUCAGCCAGCAGCUCAUGUCAACGCCGUACCAAGAUCUUGUCUUGACAACCUGAGAGCCGGGACAACAACGAAUGGAUACUACUCUAUUGCCGGACCGAACGGGGAAUCUAUUCAUGUCUAUUGCGACUUCACUUCAGAACCAGGCUCAGCAUGGACCCUGGCUGUUUCAUGGGCCUUUAAAAACAGCAACAUGGCUGCCUUCAGAAGCACACCCUUCUCUGUGGAUAUGCCAGUCAACGAAAGAACGCCAAAUUGGGUGGCUUACAGGCUCUCAAAAGCUCAAAUGCUUUCCAUCAAGGCCCAUUCAACGCACUGGAGGGCUACAUGCAGUUAUAACAGACUGAGUUAUAGCGUCGACUUCACCGAUUACGUCAGAGCAACCUUAUUGGCCAUUGAUAUCACGUCCUAUCUUGGGAAAGGAGUCUGCAAGAAAGUUGAAUACAUCAAUAUUCGUGGUUAUGUAGCCUAUCAAAAGACCGCUAGGUUUUGGCAAGUGCUGAAUACAUAUACUCUACACAUUGACAGUUUCAUUUCGGGCGAUACUUGUGAGUUUGGAGCAAAGCAAGGAGCAGCUACGAGUGAAGACAAUUUUGGGCAUUAUGGUAGAACAAACAAGAACUUCAAAUGCACUGCAAAUCCAGAAUCAACCACCCAGUACUGGUUUGGCAGCUACAUAAAAUGAUCAUGAAUAUAUGGAUAGCAUUAGGUAAAAGCAAUAUCAACAAAACAGGCAUAAACAAGUCAACAAACAGGAUAUAAACAAGUUGUUUUAACGAGUUACUUGAAACUGGGCAAACCAGAAUAACGAGUUUAAUAGGGCGCAUGAUUCGAUGAGCGUCUUAUGUCGCAACACUAUUACGUUGCUUGAAUUGUCAUUAUUUCAUUAUAAAGUGUAGUUGUUUAUGAGCAAGGGGAACUUGAAAAUACCAUUUCAAAAUGGGACCUA